GAGAAAUACAGGAAACCACCAAAGUUCUUUCCCAUUUGCUGAAACUCUUCAAAACCCUAGAACUAUAAAAUUUCCGAAUACACAGCGUUUUAUUGCUCCCUCUUUCUGGUAAACCUAGGGUUUCGACAAACCCUAGCUCAGAGAACCUUGGGAAGCAAUUCUGAAGCCAGCGAUGGACUUCGACGAGUACGAUUAUCUGGAGAAGACUGUGCAGGAGAACGACGAGAGGGACUCGAAGAAGAAAACGAAGAAGGACGGAACCGAGAAGAGUUACAGAAAAAGAGAGGUUGACGACGACGUUUCGGUCGGUGCCGAAGAUGAGGAUAGGAAGAGCAGUAAGAGGUCGAAGGGCGAGUACGAGAAUGGCCGCGAUAAGGAUCGGCACCACAGAAGUGGUAGAGAGAGGGAGAGAGAGGGCGAAAGGGACAAGGACAGAGAUCGUGAUCGCGAGCGGGAAAGAGACAGAGACAGGAGUAGUAGAGAUAAGGACAAGGAGAAGGAGAAGGAGAGAGAAAGAGAGAGGAGGGAGAGAGAUAAGGAGAGGGAAAGAGAGAGGAGAGAUAGAAGAGAAAGGGAGGAGAGAGAGAGAAGAGAGAAGGAGGAGAAAGAGAGGUCUAGGAGGAGUGCGAGUCGAUCCGAACGUGAAGAGAAAGAUAGGCCUCGCAGAAGUAGCGACCGUGAAGAGAAAGAGAGGCCUCGCAGAAGUAGCGACCAUGAAGAGAAAGAGAGGCCUCGCAGAAGUAGUGACCGCGAAGAGAAAGAAAGGCCUCGCAGAAGUAUCGACCGCGAAGAGAAGGAGAGGUCUCGCAGAAGUCGGAGCCGCUCUGAUCGUGAUAGGGAGAGGGAAAUUAGAGAAAGGGAACGAGAAAUUGAGUUGAGAGAGAGCAGGAGGUUUAAAGACAAAAAAGAUGCGGUGGAGCCUGAAGCUGAUCCAGAAAGGGAUCAGAGAACUGUUUUUGCUUACCAAAUGCCACUGAAGGCAACCGAGAGAGAUGUUUAUGAAUUUUUCUCAAAAGCGGGCAAGGUGAGGGAUGUACGACUGAUCAUGGACAGGAAUUCUAGACGGUCAAAAGGAGUUGGGUAUAUUGAGUUUUAUGAUGCAAUGUCUGUGCCAAUGGCUAUAGCUCUCUCUGGCCAACUACUUCUAGGACAACCUGUAAUGGUAAAACCUUCAGAGGCUGAAAAGAAUCUUGUUCAGUCCAACACAUCUGGUGGGGCUGUAGGCGUUGCAGGACCAUAUGGUGCAGUUGAUAGGAAACUGUAUGUAGGGAACUUACAUUUUAACAUGACUGAGACUCACCUUAGAGAGAUUUUUGAACCAUUUGGUCCAGUGGAACUCGUGCAACUUCCCCUUGAUCUUGAGACAGGACAGUGCAAGGGGUUUGGCUUUGUUCAAUUUGCUCAUCUAGAACAUGCAAAGGCAGCUCAAAGUUUGAAUGGAAAGUUGGAGAUUGCGGGUCGAACUAUCAAGGUUUCAUCUGUUACGGAUCAUGUUGGAUCACAAGAGACUGGAGCAAAAUCUGCAGACUUUGAUGAUGAUGAUGGGGGUGGUUUGGUGAGUUUCAAUCUUUUCAUUAUGUUGAUGAAUGUUAGUACGUUCACGUAUAUUUUAAGCACUAAUAUUGAUGUUAAUGGAAUAACCGAAGGGGGAGCUUUAGAUUUCCAAAUUACAGAUGGAGGAAAGCAGAGAUUUGGGUGGGGGUUUACCAUCAGACUAUUGAAGAAUAUGUUUGAUCCAGCCACUGAGAGGGAGCCAGAUUUUGAUAUAGACAUUAAAGACGAUGUUGAAGAAGAAUGCUCGAAAUGUGGCCGGGUGAAGCAUAUAUACGUGGACAAAAACACUGCUGGUUUUGUGUAUUUGCGGUUUGAAACUGUGGAAGCAGCAGCUGCAGCUCAACAAUCUAUGCAUUUGAGAUGGUUUGCAGGCAGGCAGAUUUCAGCCCUGUUCAUGCAACCGCAAGUGUACGAGGCCAGGUUUGGAGUUUAGAAUGGAGUUGAAGUGUCUUCGUGGUGGUGUUUUUAGUUUACAGCUAGUCAUUUCUUUG
This is a messenger RNA of Prunus avium (sweet cherry), 2045 nucleotides long. Lineage: Eukaryota; Viridiplantae; Streptophyta; Magnoliopsida; Rosales; Rosaceae. The record is from RefSeq and is a predicted model, not a curated record.